CGCGGAUGCUGAUGGCGGCGCCCGGCUCGGGCCCGAGCAGUGGCGAUCCGCUGGCCGGGUUCCCGUUCCCGGUGGGGAGCGGCGGUGACAUCGGGAGAACCGGGGCCCAGGGCGGUGGGGAGAAGUCCAAGAAACCGUGCCGGGCGUGCGUGGACUUCAAGACAUGGAUUCGGGAACAGAAGAAGCUGGCGGUGUCUGCGGGAAAGGAAGGGGAUGUUGCAGAGGACCUGGAUAAAGAGCGUCCUGUUGAAUGUCCUUUAGAUCGUGAAGAGCUGGGGAGGAACACCUGGUCUUUUCUUCAUACAAUGGCAGCUUAUUAUCCAGACAAACCUACCACAAGUCAACAGGAGGACAUGAAACAGUUUAUUUCUUUAUUUUCAAAUUUCUUUCCCUGUGAGGACUGUGCAAAAGAUUUGAGAGAGAGAUUGAAGGCACUUCCACCAGACACUAGCAACAGGUAUAAAUUUUCUCAAUGGAUGUGCCUUCUCCACAACGAUAUCAGCAAACGUAUAGGAAAACCAGAGUUCGAUUGCUCUAAGGUGGAUGAGCGAUGGAAAGAUGGAUGGAAGGAUGGUUCAUGUGACUGAUUUUUAAAUUGAGAUUUCUGACUGUUACCUGUGUAGUAUUUUUUCUUGUUCUUGACAAAAUGUUGUUACCUGGUUUUGGUCAUAUGGAACAAUAUAUGCUACCUUAAUACUUUCCUCUCCCUCUGUAUCUUCUUACCCCUCAAUCCUCAAUUUAAGGUAGGUGUUUUUUCAAUAUUUCAGGUUAUGAGGGACUAGUAUUGGACUAAUUUCACACUUUCUCUGCCCUCUAGAGGGUGCAGUUGAGUCAGGAUGGUAAUUUGUAUGACGAUCUCCACUUGUUCCUGGCUGUAUCUAGCUGUAACAGGCAGUUGAAGAAAAGGUUUUAUUUUCUAAAAUCUGCGAGCAUAACUUGUUUUGGGGAGUGGAACAUUUUGCUUUUCCACUUCCCUUCUCAUUGGAUUUGCGAAAAAUUGAAGAUUUUUUGAGAUUUCAGUGAUUUUUUUUUUUUUUGUUUUGAUUCCCACCCAGAAGCAAGUGGUAACUUAAAACAUUUAGUGCUAUUUCAAUAUCAAAUGGAGAACAAUGAUCCAUACUGGCAUUGGGAGAAUCACAGAUUUCCACCUGCUUUUGAACUAAUAAACCAGUUUAUAUGGUGGUUAACUUUCAUUGUGAUUUUGGAAAAAAUUUUAUAAGGUUUGGGAUGCAUCAGUAAAUCCAUAAAACUACCGGGGUAAGGAAAUUCUGAUCUCCAUCCAAUGGCACUAAUUGUCAACUAGACUAUUACCAAAGUAACUGAGCUUUUAAGGAUGUCUGCCUUUUUAACUAAUACAUUAAAACAACUGUAGUCACUCCUUGUGCUAAAUGACAGAUGUUCUUUUGAAUAAUGUUUUCAAAUUUGAAGCUUUAUUAUGUAUGUUGAAAUUAUUGUUGGCAUGGCAAAUAGGAAAAAUGUCAGUGUUUAAAAGCAGUUUUGUGGGAUUGAAACGUUAUGAACGUUGCUACAUGUAAAAAGUGGAAAUUAUGUGCUGUUUGUGUCACCUCCUCACACUGCCCCCAGUUGAUGAUUUAGAAUGUCCAUGGAAUGAGGAACCAACAUUUCUAGAUCCAUUGUAAGGUUUUAUAAAUAAUGAUGACAAUAGAAGCAUACAUGUCUAAAAUAUAUCUUGUUAGAACUGCAGCAGGCUUUUUGUCUAUCACCAUUAUUUAAUCAGCCUUCAGAUAAAUAAGUACCUGAGAUUCCAGAUAUGGGAAUGAAAAGAUUAAGAGCAGUACUUGAAUGAAGGAGGAAAAAGACUGAAAUUAGAAACAAAAACCAGUUUCAUUUGCACUGAAUUUGUUCUAAAUACAAACAAGGUUGACUAGAUUAUUUAUCACUUCAGAUUGCAUAUUAGGGUUUGAGUAAUAAUAUGCAUCAGGAGGUAUGCCUUACUGCUCCAAGGCAUCAAUUAUAGGAGGAAAUGCAAAGGUUAGAAUUUUACCAUAAUCUAUGUCUACUGUAGACUCUUAAGCUGAAUCUAUGUGCAGGAGUAUUCCAAUGAUUGGCUGUAACUGCUGUUAUUUAAUUCUUGCUAUUCCAAAUCUGUGAAAUGUAAAUAGGCUGUUUGGUAGUCCUGAUUUUCAUUGUGGACUUGCAAUCUCAAUCCAACACAGGUAAGUUUAUUUCUAUAGGUCGGGUAGAUCCCAGCAGAGAUCCAUAAGAUAUCGUAUGUACUCCAGGCAUGACAUUCUGAAAUCCUUUUGUUCUGUGUUCUGAAAAUGGAAUUAAAACAUUUAACACUUUU
Pristis pectinata (smalltooth sawfish) is the source of this 2308-nucleotide messenger RNA. It is a transcript of the gene gfer, whose product is annotated as growth factor, augmenter of liver regeneration (ERV1 homolog, S. cerevisiae). The record is from RefSeq and is a predicted model, not a curated record. Gene Ontology annotation, cellular component: mitochondrion. Gene Ontology annotation, molecular function: flavin adenine dinucleotide binding; flavin-dependent sulfhydryl oxidase activity. The transcript is spliced from 3 exons. Lineage: Eukaryota; Metazoa; Chordata; Chondrichthyes; Rhinopristiformes; Pristidae. The coding region runs from base 6 to 587 and encodes 193 amino acids.